CGUGACUUAUUUUCCUCUGAAGCUCUGUCACCCCCUAAGAAGGGAAAACGAAACAUAUUUUGCUCAGCUAUCUGGCUGUAAUAUGUUGUAAAAUGGACCAAAUAGAAAGCUCAAAUUUCUCUACAGCCGAGGAAGAUGAAUCUGCGAAGAAAUUAGUAUGGUGUUUGACACGAGUCGGGAAAGAUUUGGACUGGCUCCGCUUGUUCGAGAAUACAGAGGUCACAAUUGGACGUGGCUUAAAUGUCACUCACCAGCUUGUGUCCCCAAGCUGCCCCCUAAUGAUAUCCAGAAUGCACUGUAUGUUCAAGCAACGAGACGGCGGCCAAUGGACAGUGACCGAUAAGAAGAGCCUUAAUGGUGUGUGGGUGAACGGAGAACGAAUUCCUGUGGACAUAGCUCACCUCCUGAGGCUUGGGGACACGAUAAAGUUGGGGGUGCCCAUCGUCGGCACCAAAGUGGAGUAUGAGUACAUACUGGUUCGGCAGCGCCUCGAGGACAUCAAACCCUACCUAAUGACGGGACCAAGUGAAGGGGCCUGCGCCACAUCCAGAAUCAAGAAGACGAAGAGGAAAUUUAACUCUGAACUGGAGCCUUCAACCUCCUCUAAAUCCAAGCUCUACCGCCACUCUGCCACAGACAAGUCCCAGGGCCAGCCUUACCCCACAGACGAGCCCCGGGACAGGCCAGGGACCAGGGUACGGGAGGAGGCCGGGCCCAGCAUGCGGCAGCAUCGGCGGCUGGACUCGCCUCUAGAGAGACCCAGCAGUCCUAGCAGGAGUCUGUCCAGUCUGCAAAUGUACAGUCAGAACAUGCUGGUGCUGCGGGAGCGGAUGAACUUCACCCAGCGGCAGGUGGCGGCCCUGGAGGCUGAGGGGGGGAGACAGCGGGAUGACCCCCACCGGGAGGAGCAGGUGAGGGAGCUGCAGAGCCAGCUGGAGAUGCUGAGGGGCCAGCUGCACAGGAUGGAGAUGUUGGAGAGGUCCAUCAGCGAGACAGAGAACCGCCUGGAGGUGCAAAAAACACAGCAUGAAGAGGAGGGUUUAAAAAAACAGUUGGAGGAGAAGGGUUUGAAAAAGCAGCUGGAGGAGGCAUUGCAAGAGCAAAGAAAAGUCAUAGAGGAACUUGCACUCUCUCGACAAGGCUUCGAGGAUGUCCUCAAGGCCAAAGACAAAGAGCUGGAGGUGACAAAGGAAGAGAAGGAGAGGGCGAGAACUCAAAAGGAGGAGGUGGUAACACAAAUGACGGAGGUGCUGGAGAACGAACUUCAAUGCAUCAUUUGUUCUGAGCUCUUCAUUAGGGCGGUGACCCUUAACUGCGCCCACAGCUUCUGCCUGCACUGCAUCAGUGAGUGGCGCAAGCGGAAGGACGAGUGCCCCAUCUGCCGGCAGGCCAUCCUCUCUCAGACCCGCUCGCUGGUGCUGGACAACUGCAUUGAUCGCAUGGUGGAACAGCUCAGCCCAGACAUGAAGCAGAGACGCCUGGUGCUCAUCACUGAGAGGAAAGGUGAGAGAUCUUUUUGGGUUCUUCAGACACAAAGCAAUGGGGACAAGCGGUUGCACUAAAAGAGCAAAGCCUAACUAACAACAUCACUAAGCCAUGCAAGACUCAUAGAUGACACUGGAUUUCCCCACACAUUUUUCUUCAGUUCCAGGCUAGAGCAGAUGCAGCCUGGGAUCGCCAACACUGAUUCAUUCACCCCCACUAGGUUGAUAUCCCGGGCGCGUUUCAGUGCCUGCUUCUGGAGACCCUUUCCUCCACUGCUCUGUGGAGAAGGCCCAUGUCAUGCCAGUUCAUUAGAAGCCAAGAGCAAGGAAAGCGUGUGUCUGUCAGACUGCGUUACACCAGGGCGACAGUGACGGUCAGCCCCGGGGCCCUAGUCAGAGUCGUCGCUCCCCUCACUCCGUCCCUCCAUCUCCUCCAGGAGCCUCUACCAUGAUGUGUCAUGAAAAGAACAGUUACCCUCUCUCUCUUGCUCCCCCCCUCAUCAUGCUGAAGCGUUUGGGUCGCACCAUGUGACCGGUCAUGUCCCAUUAAGUUACUAAGUAGGAUUACCCAUCUUAUUACAUAAUUAAGCGAAUAUCCUCCUAAUACACCAUAUUAUGUCAUUAGGCCUUCAGUGUCAUGAUAAAGUAAAGCAUUUGCCCCUGCCUAACCCCCUUCCCCCACUCCAUAUAAUUUAGCCCUAUAUUUUAGAACCUAAAUACUAAUAGGAAUGUGUAUAUGACGUGUCAUUGAUGCAUACUGUCAAAUCGUGAGCUUUAAGUUAAGUAAACAUCCUAUUCCUACUUUUCUAUAUUAGCUUGGGGCUGUUAGGAGAAUCAGCAUAGUGCUACUGUGCCAAACUGACAUGCCUCUGAACUCACUGCAAACCCUUUGAAGAAACAAGCUCCACUCAAUGAACCGUGGCUGCAGUAGAACAGAGUGCAGGGAGAAUCAGGGAGAGGUAGCUACAGACUCCAGAUGAGGGUUACAGACAGAACAUUAGGACCUAUCGGCUUUUGUUGUCCCAGACCCACCUCUCCGGAGCCUCCCUAGUUCUGCAACUGAUAAGACCUACCAGCACUGGUUCCUGUCAUAGACGGUCAACUCCAGGCCUUGGUGACCAUUGUUAUAGGCUGAGGAUGGCAUAAUUGGGGGAUUUUGUAAGGCUAAGGCUGAUCUAGCUGGUUUUUGUUUUGUGUCUAGACUGCAAUUCAUUAUUUAUUCUGCGGUGUCUGGGAGAAUGUAUAGUAUGUAAUGUGUAACCUGAAAGUGAUGUUUAUGUUUUAUUGUCCAACUCUUCAGAUAGGCUUCAUGGCUCUAAAUCGAUCAUCAUUAUUGGGUUGUGUGUUUUUGUGUGUUUCUUGUCUGUUAACGUUUUUGUACUAACGUGUAAUACUUUGCUCUUUAUUUUACUCUUAUUAUAUUUAUUUAUAUAUAUAUAUAUAUACAGUGCCUUGCGAAAGUAUUCAGCCCCCUUGUUUCAAGCUUGGGAAAUGUUUCAAGCUUGGGAAAUCGUUUUGUAUCCAAAUCCGGCUUUAAACUUCUUCACAACAGUAUCUCGGACCUGCCUGGUGUGUUCCUUGUUCUUCAUGAUGCUCUCUGCGC
Molecule: messenger RNA, 3087 nt
Organism: Oncorhynchus tshawytscha (Chinook salmon)
Lineage: Eukaryota; Metazoa; Chordata; Actinopteri; Salmoniformes; Salmonidae
Product: ring finger protein 8, E3 ubiquitin protein ligase
Exons: 9
Coding region: 93-1562 (489 amino acids)
Biological process (GO): protein K48-linked ubiquitination; ubiquitin-dependent protein catabolic process; double-strand break repair
Cellular component (GO): nucleus; ubiquitin ligase complex; site of double-strand break
Molecular function (GO): ubiquitin protein ligase activity; histone binding
Source: RefSeq, a predicted model, not a curated record